GUUCCGCUGCAUCAGAUCACGUGAACCUAGGCUUGCACAAGGGCGCUUACCCUGUGCGUAGCAAACUUAUUCUACGGAGUAUAUAGCACUGGGUCUGCGGGUGGCGUGCUGAAGAGUGACUCCAUCCUCUGCUGCGGGAGUCGCCAACGUGCGGCUUGUGAGUAAGACGAGGGCGGCCCCGCUCCUCCAAGGCCGCCCUUCUCUCCAACCGUGCGGGCUCCCUCGGCCCUCCCUGCCUUCCGUUCCCGGGCCUUGCUGCUGCUCGCUGAGGUCUGGCCGGCGUGGCCCACACAGCGCCCGGUGGAGGCAGAGCGGGAGCACAGAGACGCGACCCGCCGGGCUUUGAGACCCGGAGGAGGAGGCGGCCCCUGUGGCCUGCCCUGGUGAGGCUGCUCGACUGUUGACAGCGGGCAAAGCUGGAGGCAGCCGCCGGGUGAGGCACUGCGAGAGGCGCUGGGGCUGUCGCCGCCGCCGCUCCCGCCCCAGCUCGGCAUGGCCUUCAUGGAGAAGCCGCCGGCGGGGAAAGUGCUGCUCGACGACACCGUGCCGCUGACAGCCGUGAUCGAAGCCAGCCAGAGCUUGCAUUCGCACACGGAGUACAUAAUUCGUGUACAAAGAGGGAUUUCUAUGGAAAAUAACUGGCAGAUUGUGAGAAGAUAUAGCGACUUUGACUUGCUGAAUAAUAGUUUGCAGAUUUCUGCCCUUAGUCUACCUCUUCCACCCAAAAAGUUGAUUGGAAAUAUGGAUCGUGAAUUCAUAGCUGAAAGGCAGAAAGGACUCCAGAAUUAUCUCAAUGUGAUUACUUCCAACCAUAUACUGUCCAACUGUGAACUGGUGAAGAAAUUUUUGGAUCCAAACAACUACUCUGUAAACUACGUUGAAAUUGCCUUACAGCAUGUUUCAAUGUUCUUUCGGUCGGAGCCAAAGUGGGAAGUAGUAGAGCCAUUAAAGGAUAUAGGUUGGAGAAUACGUAAGAAAUAUUUCUUAAUGAAGAUUAAGAAUCAACCAAAGGAGCGGCUAGCAUUGAGCUGGACUGAUCUUGGCCCUGACAAAUAUCUUUCAGACAAAGAUCUUCAGUGUGCUGUGAAAUUUCUUUCUUCAUGUUCUCAUCCUUAUAUUUACAAAGUCACUUUUGCAACAGCUAGUGAAUCUUCUGCACUGGUAAUUAGACCGUUCAAUGAAAAAGGAACAUUAAAGGACCUGAUAUAUAAGGCAAAACCAAAAGAUCCAUUUUUGAAGAAAUACUGCAACCCGAAGAAAAUUCAAGGUCUUGAACUGCAGCAAAUUAAAACAUUUGGCAGGCAAAUACUAGAGGUCUUAAAGUUCUUGCACGAGAAAGGAUUUCCAUAUGGUCAUUUACAUGCUUCCAAUGUAAUCUUGGAGGGGGAUACGUGCAGGUUGCUGGACUUGGAGAAUUCAUUGCUGGGGCUCCCAUCCUUCUAUCGGUCAUAUUUUACACAGUUCCGUAAGAUUAAUAAUUUAGAAGCUGUUGACGUGCACUGCUUUGGUCACUUACUUUAUGAAAUGACAUAUGGGAGACCUCCAGACUCUGUUCCAGUGGACAGCUUUCCUCCUGCACCAUCCGCGUCUGUAGUGACUGUGCUGGAAUCCAUUCUUUCUCCUGAAGCCAUGAAGAAUGGCAUGCCAACUGUCUCUCGGCUCUUACAAAUGCCGUUAUUCAGUGAUGUUCUCCUAACAAAUUCAGAAAAAACACAGUUUAAGAUUCCCUCCAAAUUAAAAGAGGCAUUGAAGACUGCCAAAGAAUGCAUAGAGAAGAGGCUAGCAGAAGAACAGAAAUUGAUUCACCAGCACAGAAGACUGACAAGAGCUCAGUCUCAUCAUGGUUCAGAGGAAGAGAAAAAGAAGAGAAAGAUCUUGGCACGAAAGAAGUCCAAACGCUCUGCCUUCGAGAGUGGGGAAGAACAAACCAUGAAAUACAGCAACUCAAACAAUUCAGCAGGCUCUGGGGCCAGUUCACCUAUGACUUCGCCUUCCUCUCCUGUUCCACCCUCCAUGACAGCAGGGGCCUCAACAAUUCCAUCACCGCCGCCGCCACCAGCAGCUCCUCCCCCUCCUCCUAAUUUGGAUGUGCCAAUGCAGUCUGACUCACAACCUGUUAAUGGCACAAGCCGGGGCGCCUUACUCAGUUCCAUCCAGAAUUUUCAGAAAGGAACCUUGAAGAAAACAGAAACAUGUGACUACAGUGCUCCUAAAAUCAGCUGAAACUGUUUACAUCAACCCAGCUUUGGAUAUACUUUGUGUAUUCUAGGAACAAUGAUUUCUCUGAAAAUUUUAUUUAACCACAGCCUUGUGGUUUCUUUUUACAGCUGCUUAUUUAGAGACAUUUCAAGCUUUUUCUAGACAAAUCUUUUCAGUGAAUAGUAACACUAUUGCAGAUUGCAUUGGAAUGGGGGAGAGAUGUGAAAAGUGUCAAUUCCAGUUUAAAGGAACUCUUUUUUUAAGGGAAUACUGUUUUGUGGUAGACAGUAAAUUUCCUUCUAAAUGAAUUAAAAUAAGUUGGUCAUCAAUGACACUUUCUUGGCCCUGGUUUUUAAGGGCUUUUAAAAAUCUAAGCCUGGUAUUUUGAUUUUUGAUCUAAAAAUCUAAGCCUGGUAUUUUGAUUUUUGAUCUAAAAAUCUAAGCCUUGUAUUUUGAUUUUUGAUCUAAAAUUCACUUAAUUUGAAAGUUAUAACACUGAUAAGGAAGUUAGAUCUGCUUCUUUCCCUACGAUAUAUUGUUAGCCGAUAGAUUAUACUCUUAACACUUUUGAAUCCCCCUAUUAAAAGUGACAAUACUUGGAAGAUUGUACAGUCCUAGAAUUAGUUUAGUAUUGAGCUAUUCUGCAUUUAUUCAAAAUGUGGGGCACAGUGGGUUUUCCAACAGACCAGAAUUUUACAAGACAAAUUUGUUGAGCUGGGAAUUGAAGGAGCUAUAUAAUAAAAAUGUUUUUGGUUUUACUCAAACCCUUAAAAUUGCACUUUAAAGGAUUGUUGGGAAUCCAUUUUUUAAAGUCAAGUAUACAUCAUUGUGUGUUACUAUGCAGAGAAUGUCAUUGUGUAUAGGAGUUCAUGUAACCUGUGAUAUAUUCAGUCAUAUUUUUAUUAAAAUAAAUGUCAAUGGAGUUUCA
Heteronotia binoei (common prickly gecko) is the source of this 3127-nucleotide messenger RNA. RefSeq names its product PX domain containing serine/threonine kinase like (gene PXK). Gene Ontology annotation, molecular function: phosphatidylinositol binding; actin binding; protein kinase activity. Gene Ontology annotation, cellular component: extrinsic component of endosome membrane; early endosome; late endosome. NCBI's taxonomy places the organism in Eukaryota, Metazoa, Chordata, Lepidosauria, Squamata, Gekkonidae. The record is from RefSeq and is a predicted model, not a curated record. The transcript has 18 exons. Bases 493 to 2223 code for a protein of 576 amino acids. Gene Ontology annotation, biological process: endosome to lysosome transport; early endosome to late endosome transport; protein targeting to lysosome.